AUGGCGAGUGGCGUGGAGGAAGUUAGGAACAAGCAGGUGAUAUUGAAGGACUAUGUGUCUGGCAAUCCCAAAGAGUCAGACAUGUACGUGACAACUAGUUCCAUAAAGCUCAAGGUUCCUCAAGGCUCAAAAGCAGUGCUGCUCAAGAACCUCUACUUGUCAUGUGACCCUUAUUUGAGGAUCCGAAUGGGUAGAAUUCAAGGCUCUAAUGUCUUCACUUCCUUCACUCCUGGUUCUGAAGGUGACUUGGUUUGGGGAACAACAGGAUGGGAAGAGUAUAGUCUCAUCACAGAACCAGAACAGUUCUUUAAAAUCCACCACACUGAUGUGCCCGUGUCCUACUACACUGGCCUUCUUGGUAUGCCGGGUAUGACUGCCUUUGCCGGUUUUCAUGAAGUCUGUUCGCCUAAGAAAGGAGAUCGUGUGUUCAUUUCUGCAGCAGCUGGUGCAGUUGGCCAGCUUGUUGGGCAAUUUGCAAAGUUGAUGGGGUGUUAUGUUGUUGGAAGUGUUGGAAGUAAAGAGAAGGUCGAUCUACUAAAGAACAAGCUAGGGUUUGAUGAGGCUUUUAAUUAUAAAGAAGAGCAAGACCUUGAUGCUGCUUUGAAAAGGCAUUUCCCUGAAGGCAUUGACAUUUAUUUCGAGAAUGUUGGAGGAAAAAUGCUGGAUGCUGUGCUUCUUAACAUGAGACCUCAUGGUCAAAUUUCUGUGUGUGGAUUGAUCUCACAUUACAAUCUCAACCAGCCACAAGGCUUUAGCAAUCUUCUGUCUCUAAUCUACAAUCGGAUCCGUAUGGAAGGCUUUGUUGUUUUCGAUUAUUUCCAUCUGUAUCCCAAUUUCUUGGACAUGGUCAUACCAUACAUCAGAGAAGGAAAGAUAGUAUAUCUGGAAGACAUAACUCAAGGCCUUGAGAGUGCUCCAGCAGCUCUUGUGGGACUUUUUAGUGGCAGAAAUGUUGGAAAACAAGUAGUUUUGGUUUCCCAUGAAUGA
Molecule: messenger RNA, 987 nt
Organism: Prunus armeniaca (apricot)
Lineage: Eukaryota; Viridiplantae; Streptophyta; Magnoliopsida; Rosales; Rosaceae
Source: the annotation of a GenBank genome assembly